Glycine soja is the source of this 994-nucleotide messenger RNA. RefSeq names its product probable plastid-lipid-associated protein 4, chloroplastic. The transcript has 6 exons. NCBI's taxonomy places the organism in Eukaryota, Viridiplantae, Streptophyta, Magnoliopsida, Fabales, Fabaceae. The record is from RefSeq and is a predicted model, not a curated record. Bases 56 to 751 code for a protein of 231 amino acids.
UUUACAACCAAUUAUAAUGGUUGGCGGUGCAUUAGCAUAACAUAACCCAUCUCUCAUGGCUCUUUCCGUUCCCACUCCCACUGCUACUCUGCCAUUCAAAUAUGCAAUUGAUUCCCACCAUUCAAAGCCAAAUUCUCUAUUCUCAUCCUCACCACAAAAACUGAACACAACCCACCUCAUAUUACAAGUAGCUGAUUCUGGCAAGUGGAGCAACAUGGUUUCAUUUUUCCCAGGUUUUAUAACCGAAGGUAGAGAUGUUCAGAGCCUCAAGGUGGAUCUCUAUGAAGCAAUUGCACCACUUGACCGAGGUGCCGAGGCUACUCCUGAGGACCAACAACGUGUGGACCAGAUUGCUCGUAAACUUGAGGCUGUGAAUCCUGUUAAGGAGCCUCUCAAGUCUGAUUUGCUCAAUGGGAAAUGGGAGCUUUUCUAUACAACAUCUCAAUCAAUUCUGCAAACACAGAGACCGAAACUUUUGAGGCCAAAUGGAAAGAUCUAUCAGGCAAUUAAUGUGGAUACCUUAAGAGCUCAAAAUAUAGAAACUUGGCCCUUCUACAACCAGGCUACUGCCAAUUUAGUGCCUCUUAACUCAAGAAGGGUGGCUGUCAAGUUUGACUUCUUCAAGAUAGCUAAUCUGAUACCUAUUAAAUCAGCUGGGAGUGGUCGAGGUCAGUUGGAAAUUACUUAUUUGAAUGAAGAUUUACGCCUGACAGAAUAUCAAGAGGAAAUAGAGGUAAUUUGUUCAUCUUGAAAAUGGUGGAUCCAUCCUAUAGAGUCCCUCUUUGACGUGGAUUCUCCAAGAAUCGGUAGUGGUGGCUUCAAUUUUCACUUUUUGGCAUGAAUUUAAUGGUUCAGUUUGUCUGUCUAAAAUUUCCGCCCGAUUAUGCUUUCUUUUCUGUUGUACCAUGUAUAUUUUUUUUCAGUCACAAUCAUUCACAUAUAAAACAAAAUAUAUAGGGAAUCUGCAGAAAAGAGACACUAAUUAAUCACACCA